Gongylonema pulchrum is the source of this 351-nucleotide messenger RNA. Lineage: Eukaryota; Metazoa; Nematoda; Chromadorea; Rhabditida; Gongylonematidae. The record is from the annotation of a GenBank genome assembly.
AUGCAUUGUUCGAUACCCGAAACAGUGAAUUUUCUGAAGGAAACUUACCGUAAAUACGGAAUUCUGUCGUUGUGGCGCGGAAAUUUAGCUACAGUCAUAAGAGUGACGCCCUAUGCUGCAAUACAGUUCGCAUCGCAUGAAUGCUUCAAACAGCUUCUCCGUGUUGAUCGUGAUGGGAAAUAUACGCCGGUUCGACGAUUUUUGGCAGGAUCAUUAGCGGGUGUUACACCCACCAUAAUUACUUAUCCACUGGAAACAGCAAGAGCUCGGCUUGCUUCCUCCACAAGCACCGAGUACCAGAACAUGCGGUCGCUAUUUAUCAAAAUGUAUCGAAGCGAGGGAUUCAGGUAA